GCACCUCCAGCACCUCCACCAGCACCUCCAGCUUUUCCACCUCCAACUGCACCUGAACAGGCAGGACCUGCUCCUGGAAGCUAUGGAAAUGGUGGACCCGCUCCUGGAAGUUACGGAAGUGGUGUUGCACCUGGACCCGCUCCCGGGCCUGGACCCGCUCCUGGACCUGAACCCGCUCCCCCUGCACCAGGCAGCUACGGAGGCGGUAUGGCACCCGGACCCGGACCUGCUCCUGGCAGCUAUGGAGGUGGCGUAGCUCCAGGAGGAGACACUGGAGGUGACGCAGGAAUGGAAUACAGAAAUCGUCGCCGCUUCCGCCAUCGUCGUGUUCUUCGUUCCCGUCGG
This is a messenger RNA of Strongylus vulgaris, 345 nucleotides long. The record is from the annotation of a GenBank genome assembly. NCBI's taxonomy places the organism in Eukaryota, Metazoa, Nematoda, Chromadorea, Rhabditida, Strongylidae.